GGGCAUAUAACUCAACGGCGCUAUCGCUAACCGGAAGCUGUUGUGUCCUGUAAGCAAGAAGAGCACCACGGUCCCGUUGAGCCGAAUAAAACGCAACAUUCAGGGAUAUAUUCCCUGUUUUAAAGCUUCAGGGGAUACUUGAAAGCCCUUGACACCAUGGCGCCCCUCCUCUUGAAGCACCUGGCUGCCUCCCUGACUCGCCAAGUGGCCCAGAUGAGCCGGCUACAUCUGAGCUUCUCCUCACCUGCAGCUAGUGCUUACAGAUGUCUCUGCACCCUCACCUCAGCUCCACACACACUACUCCUGUCGUCAGCCAGAGUCAGCUCCAUCCAGCCUCCCUCGUCCGGCUCCUCCGCACAGUGUGGACCGUCUCUGCUGGGACAGUGUCAGCAUCUUCCCUGCGUCCAGCCCUCUGCAGGGAUGAAAACCAAGUCUGCCCUGAAGAAGCGCUGCGAAGACUGUUUCUUUGUUCGACGGAGGGGACGUUUGUACGUGUUCUGCAAGACAAAUCCGAGACACAAGCAGAGGCAGGGCUGAAAUGUUGAGGGAGUGUUGGGAAGAUUGUUUUGUGAUUGUGGAAAUGUAAAAGAACUGUGAUGCAAUAAUAAAUUGUUUGGCUGAA
Messenger RNA from Epinephelus fuscoguttatus (brown-marbled grouper), 622 nucleotides. RefSeq names its product mitochondrial ribosomal protein L36 (gene mrpl36). NCBI's taxonomy places the organism in Eukaryota, Metazoa, Chordata, Actinopteri, Perciformes, Serranidae. Gene Ontology annotation, cellular component: ribosome; mitochondrial large ribosomal subunit. Gene Ontology annotation, molecular function: structural constituent of ribosome. The record is from RefSeq and is a predicted model, not a curated record. Bases 157 to 537 code for a protein of 126 amino acids. The transcript is spliced from 2 exons. Gene Ontology annotation, biological process: translation; ribosome biogenesis.